AUGCCUAAUAAUGAUAAUCAGGUUAUUUCAGGUAAGCCUGAAACUCUGUUUCCCAACUCAUUAUUCCGCAACAAGGAGGACGGGAUCAAACUGGCCCUAGAAGAUCAACUAUGCCGAGACUUCCAACUUCCAUGGUCGGACGAAGAAGAGGAGCAAGAGGGGCUCGUCACCCAACGCCCCAAAAUCACCACUGUGGUUUUUGACGAAAUUAAGGCACUGUACACUCUUGCCAUCCCCAUGAUCUUAUCCGGCCUCUUAAACUACUCAAAGGCAGCCAUCUCCAUGUUUUUCAUGGGGAAGCUUGGGAAAUCUGCUCUGGCAGGAGGAAGCCUCGCCAUAGGUGUUGCAAACAUCACCGGAUACUCUUUCAUCUCCGGUCUCGCUACAGGGAUGGAUGGAAUCGCUUCACAAGCAUUUGGUGCUCGUAACGGCUGUCUUCUGUCACACACUCUACAGAGGACAAUAGUUCUCCUACUCAUCCUUUGCAUGCCCAUCACUUUGUUGUGGUAUAACUUCGAAUCUGUCCUUAUCCACUCUGGCCAAAACCCAUCCAUCUCAUCCAUAGCCAUUACCUAUCUCAGAUUCUCCAUCCCAACCCUCUUGUUUCAGUCCCUCAUCCACCCCAUUAAAAUUUACCUAAGGAGCCAGAAAGUCACCAGCCCUUUUACGCUCAGCACUGCCUUUUCGCUAGCCGUUCACAUCCCAGCCAACUACGUCGCCGUUUACUGUCUUGACCUUGGCCUGGAAGGGAUUGCACUCUCCGGUUGCUUGGCCGACUUCAAUAUCAUGAUGUCUCUUCUGGUUUAUCUCUUUUUUUCUGGCCAUCUUACUGUGAAUUCUCUGUGGUUCUGGAGAGACUGUGCGUCGUUUAGACACUAUGAAGAUUGGAGCCCCAUUUUCAGUCUGGCGCUUCCGAGUUGCGCGUCGGUGUGUUUAGAGUGGUGGUGGUAUGAGAUCAUGAUUGUUUUCUCUGGACUUCUUGUCAAUGCACCCGAGGCUGUGGCCACCAUGGGAAUACUGAUCCAGAUGACCGCAUUGAUCUAUCAGUUUCCUAUCUCGUUGAACCAGGCCGUGUCGACUAGGGUGGGGAACGAGUUGGGGGCCGACAGACCGAAGCAAGCUCUGAUGGCGUCUGUAGUUGCACUGGCAUGUGCUAUUUUCACAGGCAUUGUCGCCAUGAGUUUCAUGAUCGGAAUGCGCAACGUUUGGGGGGGAAUGUUCACGUCUGAUCAGGCCAUUAUAUCGCUGGUGGCUUCGGUCUUGCCGGUGGUAGGGCUUUGUGAGCUCGGGAACUGCCCCCAGACCACCGUCUGUGGAGUUUUGAGAGGCUGUGCACGGCCAACUUUGGCUGCUUACAUAAACUUCGGCUCGUUUUAUGGUGUGGGAUUGCCUGCGGCCCUUAUGUUGGGCUUUGGGGUGGAGUUGGGCUUAUUGGGCCUGUGGUUGGGCUUACUUGCGGCCCAAAUGGUUUGCUUUGGGAUCAUGGUAGUGGCAUUACUUCGAACGGACUGGGAGGAACAAGCAAAUCGAGCAUAUGUACUCACAUGUAGCUAUCUAGGGGAGGAAGAAAAUGAAACAAGCAAGGAAGAACCAGCACCUCCGGUUGUGGUUGUGAACUAG
Rosa chinensis is the source of this 1620-nucleotide messenger RNA. RefSeq names its product protein DETOXIFICATION 49. Gene Ontology annotation, biological process: xenobiotic detoxification by transmembrane export across the plasma membrane. Lineage: Eukaryota; Viridiplantae; Streptophyta; Magnoliopsida; Rosales; Rosaceae. The transcript has 2 exons. Gene Ontology annotation, cellular component: membrane. Gene Ontology annotation, molecular function: antiporter activity; xenobiotic transmembrane transporter activity. The record is from RefSeq and is a predicted model, not a curated record. Bases 1 to 1620 code for a protein of 539 amino acids.